This is a messenger RNA of Anoplophora glabripennis (Asian longhorned beetle), 975 nucleotides long. Its product is annotated as odorant receptor 22b-like. Gene Ontology annotation, biological process: detection of chemical stimulus involved in sensory perception of smell; sensory perception of smell. The record is from RefSeq and is a predicted model, not a curated record. Gene Ontology annotation, molecular function: olfactory receptor activity; odorant binding. Lineage: Eukaryota; Metazoa; Arthropoda; Insecta; Coleoptera; Cerambycidae. Gene Ontology annotation, cellular component: plasma membrane. The transcript has 6 exons. Bases 1 to 975 code for a protein of 324 amino acids.
AUGUCCCUAUCUAUUUUCCAGUGUUAUCUCGAUAGAAAUCUACAAAAUAUAGAACCAAUAAAUGCACUUAUUAUAAUGUUUGUUAAAUAUUUGGCGCUUGCUUUAGGUACAAAAACGGUCAAACAAAUUCUGGAAUACAAGCAACAAUUUUGGGAAGUCGAUAUUGUAGAUGACGAAAUAACGUAUUUAAUACAAUAUUUGAAAGCAGUAGAAAAGUUUUAUAAAAUUUUCGCAAUUCCCGCUGCAUCAGCGUAUAUAGUGCCCCCCUUACUUUCGAUAAACUCUUCUGUGUUUAACUGCUUUAUACCUCAUUAUAUACCGUUUCCAUUAUUUUAUAUUGCCGAAGUUUACGUAAUUAUUACAGUUGGCGCGUUUCUUUUUAUUUCUUUCAAUAUAUUUGUAUGCCCUCUCAUAGUUUUGGCUGUUAUUCAAUUUAAACUAGUAAAUUUUAAGAUUAGGGAUCUCAAUCUUAUGGAUAUUGAAAAUGAUCAGGAUGUGGAAGUGUACGUUCGGAACAUGAAGAAGAUAAUUAAGCAUCAACAGUUACUUAUGAGUUACGUCGACGAUUUAAAUACAUUAUUAAGUGUGCCAAUUGCGCUGUUGAUGGUGACUAACAUUUCCAUGAUAUGUAUAACUAUGUAUAAUUCAACAGUAGGCGAAUCGGGUUUAUUGGAUCAAAUUAGAAUAUUUGCAACAAUACUGUGUGUACUCACAGAAUCUUUUUUGGUUUAUGGCUUUCCCGCGCAGGUAAUGAUGGACCAGUCAGAAGCAGCAGCAGAGACUAUAUAUUCCGAGUGCAAAUGGUACCUACCGCAAUUGCGACAUUUGCGAAACGAUUUCCUGAUUAUGAUGAUGAGGAGUCAGGAAGGUGUUCAUAUAAGGGCUGCAAAUUAUCACAUCAUUAAUAAUAGAACUGUUCUACUAAUAAUGAAAACUGCUUACAGCUUUUAUACUUUUAUGCAAAAGGUAGCAUAA